Messenger RNA from Mangifera indica (mango), 2409 nucleotides. RefSeq names its product U-box domain-containing protein 52-like. The transcript has 11 exons. Gene Ontology annotation, biological process: protein phosphorylation. The record is from RefSeq and is a predicted model, not a curated record. The coding region runs from base 1 to 2280 and encodes 759 amino acids. NCBI's taxonomy places the organism in Eukaryota, Viridiplantae, Streptophyta, Magnoliopsida, Sapindales, Anacardiaceae. Gene Ontology annotation, molecular function: ATP binding; protein kinase activity.
AUGGCAAGAAGAAGUCGUGACAGCAGGGAAGAACGUGUAGCAGUAGCUAUUGACAAGGAUAAAGGAAGUCAAUAUGCACUCAAAUGGGCUGUUGAUCGUCUUCUUUCCAGAGGCCAAUCUCUUACACUUCUUCAUGUUAAACAAAAAGGCAAGACAGAAUUGUCCGGGGCUGUUUCUAUCUCUAAUGCUAAGGAUGAGGCCGGGAAACCACAAAUAAAAUCAGUAGAUAAUUAUACCAAAGAAAUGUUUCUACCAUUUCGUUGUUUUUGCUCGAGAAAAGAUAUAAAAUGCAAUGAAGUGGUAUUGGAGGAUAUAGAUGUAUCCAAAGCUUUAAUCGACUAUGUUUCAUACUAUUCAAUCGAAACUUUAGUAGUGGGAGCAUCAUCCAGGAGCAGUCUGGUCAAAAGAUUCAAAAGCCCAGAUGUUCCGAGUAGCGUUACCAAAGGGGCACCGGCGUUUUGCAAUGUGUAUGUAAUUGCAAAAGGACAGGUUUCAUCAAUACGAUCAGCUACCAUGCCGCCGCCACCGCCAGUUAAAGAGCCUGGGGAUGAUCCAGUUGAAACACCUUUUAUACAUCACCAAAGAUAUGCAGGACCUAACAUUGCACAACUUCAGUCGCAUAGCAUUCGAGAAGAGAUGGAAAUCAGGUCACCUUUUAGAAGAGCUUCAGCCCCUAAGUAUGAGGCUUCAGUAACAGAUUCAGAUAUAUCAUUUGUGAGCAGUGGAAGGCCAGUUAUUGAUCGGAUGUUUCGGUCUUUCCACGACCCUGUGGAUGAUGGCAUGGAUUCUGGUUUUUCGAAUUCGAACUACUCAGAACAUGACAACAUGAGCCCCAGAGGAUUGCUCUCGAUAAACAAGGCAGAUAUGAAUUCUUCUUUGUAUGAUGUUUCAUUCAGCCACCAGGGAAGUGUUAAUAGUCUGUCAUGGUCAUCACAGUCUUCAUCCGAAGAUGUAGAAGCAGAGAUGAGAAGGCUAAGGCUAGAGCUCAAGCAAACAAUGGAUAUGUAUAGUGCAGCUUGCAAGGAAGCACUCACUGCAAGACACACUGUUAGGGAAUAUCAACGCGUGAAAUUAGAAGAAAACCAGAGAUUUGAAGUGGUGCGACAAGGCGAGGAAGCUGCAUUAGCAGUUGCAUGGAAGGAGCGAGCAAAGUGCAUAGCAGCUCUUGAGACAGCUGAAGCUGCUAAGAAACUGGCUCAACUCGAAGCAGAAAAGAGGAAGAAUUCCGAGAUGAAUGUAGAAAAAGAAGCUGAAACUGGUUUGAGGUAUGCUGACCUCAGGUACCGGAAGUACACAAUCGAGGAGAUAGAACAAGCAACAGAUAACUUUGCUAGUUCUCGCAAGAUUGGAGAAGGAGGUUAUGGUCCAGUAUACAAAUGUAAUCUUGAUCACACACCUGUGGCAAUAAAAGUCCUUCGCCCAGAUGCUGCACAAGGACGAGCACAAUUUCAGCAAGAAGUUGAAGUAUUAUGCAACAUAAGACAUCCAAACAUGGUUCUUCUUUUAGGAGCUUGCUCGGAAUAUGGUUGCCUAGUGUAUGAAUACAUGGCUAAUGGGAGCUUAGAAGACAGACUAUUCUGCAGAGGGGGAACUCCUGUACUUCCAUGGCAAGUAAGAUUCCGAAUAGCUGCAGAAAUCGGGACUGCGUUGCUAUUUCUGCACCAAAGCAAGCCGGAACCCCUUGUGCACCGUGACUUAAAGCCUGGAAACAUUCUAGUUGAUCGUAAUUACGUUAGCAAGAUCAGUGAUGUUGGUUUGGCAAGGCUGAUUCCUCCAUCAGUAACCGACUCUGUAACUCAAUACCGAAUGACUGCAACCGCUGGAACUUUCUGUUACAUUGACCCCGAAUAUCAGCAGACAGGAUUGCUGGGAGUGAAGUCUGAUGUUUACUCAUUCGGCGUUAUGCUUCUGCAGAUUAUAACCGCGAAGCCACCGAUGGGAUUGGCACAUCAGGUUGAAAGCGCAAUUGCAAUGGGGAAUUUGCGCAAAGUUUUAGACCCUGCAGUUCAAGACUGGCCAAUGGAAGACACAUUAUCAUACGCCAAGAUGGCGCUUCAAUGUGUCGAGCUUAGAAGAAAAGACAGGCCGGAUCUCGGCAAAGUGGUGGUGCCUGAGCUUAACAGGCUGAGAGCCCUUGCUGAAGAAACAAUGCCAGUCAUUAGUCCUAUGAGGACACCAGAUACUACACCAAAUCACAGUCAAGUUUCCACGGAUCGUUUAAGUUACCCUCCAUCACUGCAAUAUGGAUAUGAAAGCUCGAGGAACACUUCCAAAGCAUGAUUUCUUGCAGGAAGAAGAUGGGGCAUGGAAGGCUAAACGGGGCUGAAAUUUGGUUGGUUAACAUGCAAGUAAAAUCUGCAUAGCCACCAUUUUGGUGCAGAUUUUAAUAUACUCUGUACUGUUGAGAAU